AAAAAAACAAACUUUACAGGAUUUAAAGGAAGAAAGAAAGUAAAUCAAAAGAAAGAAUACAAUGGCUUGAAAGGAAGAAGAAACUCUGGAUGUAUUUCUUUUCUUGUGGGAGCUGAGGAGUUUCAAGAGGGCUUUCACCCUGAACCACUGCUUUUCAUUCAUCAUGGUGGACCUGUUCCUAAACCACGUUCUGGUGGAGAACAACUGGGACCAGGAUGAGCUCAACACAGAGCGCGAAAUCGUCGGGAUCCUUGAAAACCGCAUCCUGAUGCUGUUCUUUGCAUCUGCUGAGUGUGAAAAGUGCCGGAAGUUUGUGCCUGUUCUGAAUGAGUUUUUUAAGAGACUGAAAGAUCCAGCGUACAUCGAAUACCCCAAACUGCUCGCGCUCAUCUACAUCAGCUUGGACCAAUCAGAGGAGCAGCAGGAAAGAUUCCUCAAAGAGCUGCACAAAAAGGUUCUGUUUUUGGCCUUUGAGGACUCAUACAGGAAGGAACUUCAGGCCAUGUUUAAGGUGAAAGACGUUCCAACAGUAGUGGUGCUUCGUCCUGACUGCUCCAUUCUCUCUCUAAAUGCCGUGCAGGACAUCUGUCGUUCUGGUGCCGACUGUUUCCGCAACUGGCAGGAAUCCUCGGAGCUCAUUGAGAGGAGCUUCAUGCUCAACGAGGAGUUUGACGACCUAAAUCUGCGGAGUGCCACCGACCCUGUGAGGAGAAUCAAGUACAAGACAGAGGACGACAAGAGGAAAAAGAGAUGGUGGAAGUUAUGGGGGAAAGGCAAAGAUGGACAUGAAGAGGAAGAAGAGCAAGAUGGAGAAUGGAAUACAAAGAGAAAGGAGGGGGACAAAGGAACAUGGAGGAGAAGAUGAGAAGAGAAAGGAUGAGAGAAAAUAUACAUAUAUAUAAAAGGAAAAGGCUUUUGUGUUGAUCCUCUCUAGUAAUUGUCUUACAGCACAUUCAAGUCCAGCCUCUUAAAUACUUAAUUCUAAGCUACUGAUACUGCAGCUCCUUCACAGGCUCUCUAAGAAAAGCUCCUUUAUCAUAUCACUGGAGGUAGAGUGUAAUGGCAUGUAGGACCAUAACAAACAUAACUGUGCCUCCCUGCACUGACCACACGAAAUGUUGAAAGGAAUGAAAUGAGAUUGUUUUGAUCUAUCUUAAGAGAUAUGCUACUGUUGUUUUUACUGUUACAUGUUGUACAUUUUAUUAUGAUUAUUAUUAUUAAUAUGUCUGAAAUAUGAUCCCGUCUAGUCUUAUCACUUUGCCAACUCAUGACUUAAGUUAACUAAGAAUGAAAAGUUAAGAGAGAGCAAUCUCAUAUACUGACAAUCCACCUGUGCAGCUCUACAGACUUUUUCUUUUUAGCCUUUUUUAGCUCGUUUUGAUUUUUAAUUCAAAUCAUGCCAGCUCCAUCAUUUCCAGCAGCGUCUGUCAGCUGUUAAAAAAACAAACAAACACUAAAUGAUACACUAACUCCAAAUGAAUGUUAAUGUAGUUUCAUGUCUGCUGGGUGUGUAAACUCUUUGGUGUUUUUCAAGCUUUUUCUGUUUUAGCAUUUUUAUGCCCCCAAGUGGGAAAAAAGCUAAAGUUAUUGCAGCUUGAAACUAAAUUUAGGCGCUGGUGCCUGCAGGUGAUUUAAAAGUGAAAUUAUUAUUUUGUCAGACAUUAUGUAUAUAGAUAUAUACAUAUUGUAUAUACGUAUU
Molecule: messenger RNA, 1699 nt
Organism: Toxotes jaculatrix (banded archerfish)
Lineage: Eukaryota; Metazoa; Chordata; Actinopteri; Toxotidae
Product: nucleoredoxin-like protein 1
Exons: 4
Coding region: 164-865 (233 amino acids)
Biological process (GO): photoreceptor cell maintenance
Cellular component (GO): mitochondrion
Source: RefSeq, a predicted model, not a curated record